GUUUAUACACUAUAGAAGUAACGUCAAAAAGCUGUGCACAGAAUUACAAUGUCCGAUAACGUUCCACUGCGCGAUCAAGAGUCUUGCGUCGAUGACGAUUACUACAUGAUAGAUGUUUUCAGUUAUGUGCGAUCGGCGACAAAUGGCGAAACAGGAUCACUGCAUCAAUUGGUCAUGUACGUCACAAAGGCCUUGGAGAAUUCUGGCCGCCUAGAUAUUCUUCGAGAGAAGCAACGUGAUCAAAACAUAAUGAAGAUAUACUCAAAGAUUUUCCGAUGGAAGAAGACACAAGGGGAAAACAUUAAAGCACAGUUAUUCUUGGGGGACUUUCACGCUGACGGAGAGAUUGAAAGAAAGAAGAUCGAUCACAUGAAAAUGGCAGAGAAUGUCGUCAUCACCAUGCCAGUCAGUGACGCCUCCAAAAUGAAUGUGAAAGGAAAAUUACUUAAUGAAGUUGGAGAGAUGAUCUUGGAGAUAGAAGAGAUGACCGUGAAUCUUUUUAAGUUUCAAGGCGGUGAAACACGAGUUGGGAUAGAGCACGAGUAUAGAGGCAACGAGCCAGUUGAACAAGAUGUAGCCUCAUGAAGCCAAGUCUAACUAGCCUAUAGUAGGUUUUUUUUUCUUUAGUAGGGGAGGUUUGCGUAACUAAAGGAUAUUACUUCAUUUCAUAUGAGGGAACUUCCUCUAAUAUAGCAAUCAAAAUCUUUUUGUCUAGCUUGAUAUUCAUUUUUACACGCUAGAAGCCAUAUUUAGCAUUAUUUUAGCCCUAAUUGCUACUUCGAACUUUUUUGCUCGUGCUUUUGGAGGGCGGGACCUGAACCCUACAGAGAUCUAAAUUUACAGGUUUGAGGUGAAAGUG
This is a messenger RNA of Pocillopora damicornis (cauliflower coral), 859 nucleotides long. RefSeq lists its product as uncharacterized. Lineage: Eukaryota; Metazoa; Cnidaria; Anthozoa; Scleractinia; Pocilloporidae. The record is from RefSeq and is a predicted model, not a curated record.